AUGACUGGUACCGAGGACGACAGCCAGAAUCCAUUCUACCUCGAGAAAGACGCCACGGGGCCAUACGACACUGUCGGCGGAGAGUAUCUCAAGUAUGCUGGGCUGGCUUGGAGAGGCGGGGGCGAGGCGGAGAAGGAUGCCAUGAGUGCCAAUGGUAUUCCGACUCGAGAAGGCAACGGCUGGGUGGAUAGCGAUUCCGCCGGUAGUGAUUUAUGGGAGGGUGAGCCUACCAAAGACGACAUCCCGCUCAAAUACAAGAUUGGCGCGUUCUGUCUGAUCUUGUUCUUUGCCACGGGCAAGGAUUUUAUCAAGGGUGUCGGGAGUCCACUCAAAUCUACUUACAAGAAGCAGCUGGACAUCACGAAUGCGCAGUACGGGACAAUCUCGAGCGCUUCCGGCUUGGUCAAUACCAUCAUCCCCAUCCUCGGCGGUAUCUGCAUGGACUAUUGGGGUUCUACUUACACUGCCGUCAUCGCCGGGCUUUUUGUCUUUGUCGGCAACAUUGUGGCUGCCGCUUGUUCUAACACCGACGAGUAUGGCCUCCUCGUUGGCGGACUUAUCAUCAUGGGUUUCGGGUCUUCCGUGGUCGAAUCGGUCCAGUCCAAGCUCUACACCCAUUGGUUCUCCGGCUCCUCCCUCGCUCUCAUGUUUGCCCUCGAUAUCGCCUGGAACCGGAUCGUCUUUGUUGUCUCCAAAGUUACGGCUGUACCCAUGACAGAGAUCAACGGCUUCUGGGGCUGGGCGCUCUGGAUCCCCGCCAUCAUCUCGGGUGUCAACUGGGGGAUUAUCUUGGCGUAUUGGUUCUACGAAGGCAAAGUGGUACCCAAGGUAUACAGACCUGGUGUCGUCAAGGGCAAGAAGGGAAAGAGGAUCGGCUGGGCCACGAUCUUUGGAAGUACGGGGACCUUGAGGAGGUUGCCAAAAUUCUUUUGGAUCUUCUGCGGCUCUCAGCUAUUCCAGAAUGCCGCCGUCGACGUGUACUCCACCAACCUCGCAGACAUUCAAACCGUAACCAGAGGGACUUCAAAGCUUGCUGCUGGCUACAACUCUGCAAUCUCUCAGGUCAUCCCUAUCGUUUUAACGCCUCUUACCGGGUUCUUCUAUGACAAAUUUGGAUACAGGAUGGCUUUCGUAUCCUUCACGGCCAUCCUGUACAUCAUCGUCUUUGCCCUCAUCGGCCUUACCCAAGUCGCACCUCUUUGUCCUGUCAUCAUCUCUUCCUUCGCCCUCACCACCAACGUAAUCACCUUCCUCUCCGCCAUUCCCAUUCUCGUCGGCGACGACAGACUUCUCGGUACGGCAUUCGGCGUUUGGAAGGCGUUCAGUAACUGCAACUCUAUCGUACUCGACGUCGCUGCCGGUGCUAUCCAAGACGACUCCUCCACCGGCUCAUACGACGGCAUGAUCUACUUUAUCAUCGCCAUCAAAGCCGUCGAAGUCGUGCUCGGGCCCAUCUACUUUUACCUCGACCGUAUCUGGCUCGGCUCUUCCCUCCGAGUCCCCGAGAAGAAGCGUGUUCAGAUCCGAAUGGAUGCUGUGCGAGCGGCGGUGGAGAGGGGUCAAGGUGAGGAAGGUGUUGGGGCAAAGGGGUCUGGGUAUGAGGGGUGGAAGAUUAGUAAGGCGACUACUUGGGUGGUCGGGGCCGAGUUGGUGGGGUUGAUCAUUGUGGCGUGGGUCAUGUUCUUUGUUUAUACUAUUGGUUAG
This is a messenger RNA of Cryptococcus wingfieldii CBS 7118, 1704 nucleotides long. RefSeq lists its product as hypothetical. Bases 1 to 1704 code for a protein of 567 amino acids. The record is from RefSeq and is a predicted model, not a curated record. Lineage: Eukaryota; Fungi; Basidiomycota; Tremellomycetes; Tremellales; Cryptococcaceae. Gene Ontology annotation, molecular function: transmembrane transporter activity. Gene Ontology annotation, biological process: transmembrane transport. The transcript is spliced from 8 exons.